GACCAUAGCGCAUUUCCGGUUUCAAGUACCCACUUCCUGUCCGUUCACCGGUUCCGGUCUCGUUCCUGACUUCCGGUCUCCUUUGGUUCCGCAGCGGCGGGUGUCUUCUGUGUCCGCUGCGGCUGGUUCCUACGUGCUCCAGGUGCUUUGUUCUGAAGGGAAGCUGCCACCGCAUAUGCUUGAAGAAUGGCCCUCCCUAUCAUUGUAAAAUGGGGUGGGCAGGAGUAUUCAGUGACAACGCUCUCUGAAGAUGACACUGUGCUAGAUCUCAAACAGUUUCUCAAGACCCUCACAGGAGUGCUGCCCGAGCGCCAGAAAUUGCUUGGACUCAAAGUUAAAGGCAGACCCGCCGAAAACGACGUUAAGCUUGGAACUCUCAAACUGAAACCAAAUACUAAAAUCAUGAUGAUGGGAACUCGUGAGGAGAGCUUGGAAGAUGUCUUGGGUCCUCCCCCUGACAAUGAUGAUGUUGUCAACGACUUUGAUAUCGAGGAUGAAGUGGUUGAAGUUGAAAAUAGGGAAGAAAACCUAUUGAAGAUUUCUCGCCGAGUGAAGGAGUAUAAAGUGGAAAUAUUAAACCCUCCCAGGGAAGGGAAAAAGCUUUUGGUGCUAGAUGUUGAUUAUACGUUAUUUGAUCAUAGGUCUUGUGCAGAGACUGGGGUAGAAUUAAUGAGACCAUAUCUUCAUGAAUUUCUAACAUCUGCAUAUGAAGAUUAUGACAUUGUUAUUUGGUCUGCAACAAAUAUGAAGUGGAUUGAAGCUAAAAUGAAAGAACUGGGAGUGAGCACAAAUGCAAAUUACAAGAUCACCUUCAUGCUGGACAGUGCUGCUAUGAUCACAGUGCAUACUCCACGGAGAGGGCUGAUAGAUGUAAAGCCUCUUGGUGUUAUAUGGGGAAAGUUUUCCGAGUUUUACAGCAAAAAAAACACCAUUAUGUUUGAUGACAUAGGAAGAAAUUUCCUCAUGAACCCACAAAACGGGCUGAAGAUAAGGCCAUUUAUGAAAGCACAUCUAAAUCGAGAGAAAGACAAAGAACUUUUAAAAUUAACUCAGUACCUCAAGGAAAUUGCAAAAUUAGAUGACUUUUUGGAGCUAAAUCACAAAUAUUGGGAAAGGUAUCUGUCAAAGAAGCAAGGGCAGUAGUGACAAGUGCAGUUUCUGAAGAGACUUGAGAUCCAUGGACUUCUGCUUUUUUUGCUAGACAUCACCAUGAUAGUGCUGGACACUAAAGCGGACGCCAGAGUGCUUAUCCUUGGUCUUCCAGUGCUUCGUCAAUUUAAUUCUGUAGUUUUUGAAGAUCACGACGAUACGUUUAAAAAAUUGUUCUAUGUUAAUAGACUUACUCUUGAAAAAAACCCGUUGCUUAUUGAGGUGUUUUCCAACCCCUCUGAAAAAAUGGAAAAAAUGAAAAUGAAAGGUGGAGAAAAAGGCACCCAGCAGUGCCAUCUUGUUACUCUGGAAACAAGUCUGUGUUCUGUUUGUCUCAUGUUACGUAUCAGCUGCCCAAGUCUAAAACCAAACCUAUCUUAAAGCUAGUGCUUUUCCCCUUAAAACCAAAACAAAACAGAAAAACCAAAACCAGCUUUUGAACAAAUAACUAGUUUGUUAUGGUUAAAGCCACCAAAAGUUUUUAUUCUUUAGCAUAGCCUUUCUCCUGUACUCUGCUAGGUGUGUCUCUAAACUCCGAGUCCUGUCUUGUGUCAGGGUUCUCUAAGGAUGGAGAACAUCUGUGUGACACAGCUGUGCUGUAGGAUGAGACAGAGACAAACGGACUGAAGCAUCAAACUAAAGGACAGGAGUGUCUCUUUUCGGUGGCUGAGUAGAAGCACUUCUGUCUAACAUCAUAGUCAUAAACGCAGCUCAAAGCAAUAGUAAAAAGGCUCAUGUCACCGAUUCAACCUAAGAAGCAUGAACAAAAUUUUUUGUUCUAUUCUAGCUGUAUCUUAUCUCUAAGUGCUAACACUUUCAGUGAAAAUAUGUAGCCAUAAGAUUAAAAAAUGCCUAUAAUUUCAAUGCAUAAGCCUGCAGAUAUGUAAUGUGACCACUGUUUUGUGUUGACAGUAUUGCUUUAUACAGUUCUUGUAUUUGAAAGGACUUGUUCCUUUUAAAUGAACAUGGUGUAUAUUGUUCUUACGGAACUAUUUCAGUGGUGUAAAUAAUAAAUAUCUUUUCUUAAUACAUGGGUUAUUGGUUCUGUAGUGCCACAAAUACUUCAUCAAACCAAGCAAGGACUCAUUAGAAGAUUUAAUGUGAGCCUGGCUUGGUGGCACACACAGGUGGUCCAUUCAGGAGGCAGAAGCAGGAAGGUUCAGAAUUGGAAGCCCACUGUAGCUGCAAUCUCUAAA
Messenger RNA from Nannospalax galili (Upper Galilee mountains blind mole rat), 2345 nucleotides. It is a transcript of the gene Ublcp1, whose product is annotated as ubiquitin like domain containing CTD phosphatase 1. Gene Ontology annotation, biological process: protein dephosphorylation. NCBI's taxonomy places the organism in Eukaryota, Metazoa, Chordata, Mammalia, Rodentia, Spalacidae. Gene Ontology annotation, cellular component: nucleus. Gene Ontology annotation, molecular function: protein serine/threonine phosphatase activity; protein binding. The transcript is spliced from 11 exons. The record is from RefSeq and is a predicted model, not a curated record. The coding region runs from base 187 to 1143 and encodes 318 amino acids.